UCGAGGAGAGCCGACUCCGACUUGCCGCUGACGAGUACUCGAUGGAGCAGGAGGAGAGCACUGCGGCGAUCUCGACAGCGCAAGAUGAGCUGAUUGCGAGCACAAGCCAGGCCGCGGCAGGAGCAGAUGUUGUCACUGGAAGUGCAUCGGGCACAUCAAGCAUGAUCGAUGCACCAUCGCAGAUCAAGGUGUACAAGCCCUUGGAGGGCGAUACAUCGGCUUACAAAGCUCCCCAAGAUGACUUGCCUGAUAGCUACUUCGUGCCGACGGCUGCGGAAGCGCAACGAGCUCACGCUGGUCAAGUAAGACAGCGCGAACGACUGACGGGCGGACCUCUGCUCACGAAGAAGCUGCGUGAUCAACAAGCACAGCGUGAAGCUGCUUCCAAACGGAGAUGGACUCAGACUAAGAUCCGCAUACGAUUCGGCGAUCGUACUCAGAUAGAGACCACGUUGUCUGCUUCUGCUACGCUCAAGGAGGUCUACGACUUCACGCGAUCCAGUCUGUCAGACGUGAACCGGUCUGAGCCGUUUUAUCUAUAUCAGACACCGCCACGGAGAGUGUUCAGUCUGGAUGACGAGUCUCUCAACAAAUUGACGCUCGCCCAAUUGGAGCUCGUGCCCGCGAGCGUGUUCUACAUCCGGUUUGCGAACGAAGACCUCAAUGAUGGACAUCGAUCCCCGCCGAUACGAGCUGAGCUCAUUAGCAAAGCUGAAGCUCUACCCUUACCUGCCGCCCAGCCUGCUGCCCAGCAACUUCGAGUCGAGCCAGAACAGACCGUCCCGAGGUCAUCGGGCAAUAGCGGAGGUCCUGCCAAGGUACCCAAGUGGCUCAAGCUCAAAAAGUGAUAGCAUGUCCGCACAAGUUUGCCACUCAUGACGUUUUGUUGUUGUCGCACACGAGUGCAAUAGAGCUGCAAUGGAUCCGCACACUCGCGAUACCUGAGCGGCUCUUGGAAUAGACGACAGGCGGUGGCUCGAUCUACCUCUCCAGAUUGCCCGGGAACUUGCCGUUCUCAAUCUGCU
Molecule: messenger RNA, 1025 nt
Organism: Mixia osmundae IAM 14324
Lineage: Eukaryota; Fungi; Basidiomycota; Mixiomycetes; Mixiales; Mixiaceae
Exons: 5
Coding region: 42-848 (268 amino acids)
Molecular function (GO): protein binding
Source: RefSeq, a predicted model, not a curated record